Dama dama (fallow deer) is the source of this 1916-nucleotide messenger RNA. RefSeq names its product zinc finger protein 420-like. Gene Ontology annotation, molecular function: RNA polymerase II cis-regulatory region sequence-specific DNA binding; DNA-binding transcription factor activity, RNA polymerase II-specific. The record is from RefSeq and is a predicted model, not a curated record. NCBI's taxonomy places the organism in Eukaryota, Metazoa, Chordata, Mammalia, Artiodactyla, Cervidae. Gene Ontology annotation, biological process: regulation of transcription by RNA polymerase II. The transcript has a single exon.
UAACACGAGUCAGGCCUUAAGUAGGAGCUCCAACCCCAAUAGUUCCCAGAGUAUUUAUGAUGGAGCAAGAAACUGUUCAUGCAAUGACAGUGGAUAUAACAAUGAACAAGACUCUGAUCUUAGGAAACAUCAGGCACCUCAAUCUUCAGAUAUGGAUUCUAAAAGUAAUACUUGUAGGAAUAUCUUUUAUCGAGCAUCGGGUCUUUCACUAAAUAACAGUACAGAUACUGGAGAGAAGACUUACAAUUGUAGUGAAUAUGAUGUUUCUAAUCAGUCUUCAGAACUUAUUCAACAGCAGAGUAUUCAGAAUCCACAGAAAAACUACAAGUGUAAGAAAUGUGAGAAACUCUUUGCUAACAUACUCAAUCUAUGUAAACAUAGGGAAAUUCAUACAGGAUGGAAUACUUUCAAAGGUACAGAAUGUGACAAAGCGUUUAAUCAGAGUUCCAAACUUAGUCAACAUCAGCGAAUCCAUAUUGGCCAGAAGCCUUAUGAAUGUAAGGAUUGUGGCAAAGCCUUUAUACAACACAGAGAUCUUACUUGCCAUCAGAGAAUUCACACUGGAGAGAAACCUUAUAAAUGUCAAGAAUGUGGGAAAGCUUUCAGUCAUUACGCAACUCUUAGUAAACACCAGCGAAUUCAUACUGGAGAGAAGCCUUAUAAAUGUAAGGAUUGUGGCAAAGACUUUAACCAGGGCUCAGGCCUUAUGUACCAUCAGAGAGUUCAUACUGGAGAGAAGCCUUAUAAAUGUAAGGAUUGUGGCAAAGGCUUUAGCCAGCUCUCAGGUCUUACUUGCCAUCAGAGAAUUCACACUGGAGAGAAACCAUAUACAUGUCAAGAAUGUGGAAAAGCUUUCAGUCAACAGGCAAAUCGUAAUAAACACCAGCGAAUUCAUACUGGAGAAAAGGGUUAUAAAUGUAAGGAUUGUGGCAAAGACUUUAGGCAGGGCUCAGACCUUAUAUCCCAUCAGAGAGCUCAUACUGGAGAGAAGCCUUAUAAAUGUAAGGAUUGUGGUAAAGGCUUUAGCCGGAACUCAGGUCUUACUUGCCAUCAGAGAGUUCAUACUGGAGAGAAGCCUUAUAAAUGUAAGGAUUGUGGCAAAGGCUUUAGCCAGCUCUCAGGUCUUAUUUCCCAUCAGAGGGUUCAUACUGGAGAGAAGCCUUAUAAAUGUAAGGAUUGUGGCAAAGGCUUUAGCCAGCUCUCAAGUCUUAUUUGCCAUCAGACAGUUCAUACUGGAGAGAAGCCUUAUAAAUGUAAGGAUUGUGGCAAAGGCUUUAGCCGGAACUCAGGUCUUACUUGCCAUCAGAGAGUUCAUACUGGAGAGAAGCCUUAUAAAUGUAAGGAUUGUGGCAAAGGCUUUAGCCGGAACUCAGGUCUUACUUGCCAUCAGAAAAUUCACACUGGAGAGAAACCUUAUAAAUGGAACGAAUUUGGAAGAGCUUUCAGUCAAUACGCAACUCUUAUUAAACACCAGCAAAUUCAUAGUGACGAGAAGCCUUAUAAAUGUAAGGAUUGUGGCAAAGGCUUUAUUCAACGAGGAGGUCUUACUUGCCAUUAGAGAAUUCACACUGGAGAGAAACCUUAUAAAUGUCAAGAAUGUGGAAAAGCUUUCAGCCAAUACACAACUCUUACUCAACACCAGCGAAUUCAUACUGGAGAGAAACCUUAUAAAUGUAAGGAUUGUGGCAAAGACUUUAGCCGGCACUCAGGCCUUCUGUACCAUCAGAGAGUUCAUACUGGAGAGAAGCCUUAUAAAUGUAAGGAUGGUGGCAAAGGCUUUAGCUGGCACUCAGGUCUUACUCGCCAUCAGAGAAUUCAUACUGGAGAGAAACCUUGAUAAUAUAAAGAAUGUGGAAAAGCUUUCAGUCACUAUGCAACUCUUACUAAACACGAGCGAAUUCAUACUGAAGAGAAUU